AUGGUUUAUCUACAAGAAUCCACAGAUAUAUCAGAAGAGGAACUGCUAAAGCAACUGAAAAGUCAGGGUGUGACAGCAGUUCGAAAAAUCACUAAAUUUAUCAAAAAACAAAAAGUGAAUACGCCGAUGAUGGUCUUGACAUUCGGUAGUACUAGAUUGCCAAAAGAAAUAUAUUUUGGAUGGAUUAAAGUGUCCGUACGAACAUACUACGACAGUCCAAUUUUUUGCAAAAACUGCCUCAAUUAUCGACACACUAAGAAACGAUGUGAUCAGCCCAGCCGAUGCACACGUUGUGCUGGAGACCAUUCGAAUAAAGACAACAAUUGCAAUGAGGUUUUUCGCUGCCCGCAUUGCCCCGAAGGUAAUAACGAGCAUUCCGCGGCGGGACGUAAAUGUCCAUUAUAUCGCCAUGAGGAAGCGGUCAUCCGUUGCAAAACGGAUGAGUCAAUUUCCUGGGCUGAAGCUCGGAAGAGGAUUGGCCCGCUAAAUGCCAGACCCACUUAUGCGUCGGUUACCGAUGCUGACAGUGCUCAAAAACACAAGAUCAUUGAAAAUCUGAUGGCAAACGUACAAAAACUCACUGCUCACAUAGAACAACUGACUAAAGAAAAUCGUAAAAUGGCAAUGGAUCACAAAACAUUCAAGGAAAAAGUACAAAACUAUUUCCGAGAAAAUAACUUGUCUGCAUCAAUGACGACACCCGCAAAAGAUCGCAGUCGAUCUGUUACCCCUAUGAGCCGAUCUGAAAACUCAACAUCCACCACAAAUCAACAACAAGAACAAGAAAAUGCUUCGUUUCAAGCGCCAAAACCAUUCACCAGGCAGUCAAGAAAGGCACAAGCUAAUCCAACUGUAAGCCUCCCAACAGAGAAAAAGAACACUGGAAAACGAGGACCACAAUCUCCCCUGGCAGAAAAAGUAUCCAAUAAAAAUGUGAAGCAAAGCAGAAACCAAGAAGAAGACAGUACAGAAGAAGUUCAACUCUCGUCCGAUGAAGAAGCAGAAGAAUAUACGAACAAAACCGCCAAAGGAAAAUUUUUUCGUAGCCAAUAG
Uranotaenia lowii is the source of this 1053-nucleotide messenger RNA. RefSeq lists its product as uncharacterized. The transcript has a single exon. The coding region runs from base 1 to 1053 and encodes 350 amino acids. The record is from RefSeq and is a predicted model, not a curated record. NCBI's taxonomy places the organism in Eukaryota, Metazoa, Arthropoda, Insecta, Diptera, Culicidae.